Molecule: messenger RNA, 4735 nt
Organism: Leptopilina boulardi
Lineage: Eukaryota; Metazoa; Arthropoda; Insecta; Hymenoptera; Figitidae
Exons: 4
Coding region: 108-815 (235 amino acids)
Source: RefSeq, a predicted model, not a curated record
GAUUAUCCAAAUAUAAAAUAAUUGCUUUUUUCCUGGUCGUUUUUCUAGAAGAGAGAGAAAAAAAAAUUAGUCUUCUUCAGUCUAUCUAACGACAUUGUUCUAAAAAGAUGACUACUGUUAGUCUUUGUUUUCUACUUGUAAUUUCUGCAUUACCCACAUUUUGUGAUAAUGGAGGUGUAUUUGACAAAAUAAAAGAGGGAUUGCGCAAUGCUAAAAAUUAUUUAGAUACUGUGAAAGAUAUUGCGAAUUUGGUGUCGGCAAGUUUGAAUCGAAAAGAAAGUCAAAGACGAGGUGACAAUGGUCAAAAUAAUGAAGAAAAAGAAAAGACAAAAGGAACCUUUGGUCCUGUUCCAUUUGUAUCAGCAUUUUUUCGCUUAUUAGGAUUAGAUUCACAAAAAGUAACAGCCAUCACAGUCAACAGUGUUAUUUUUCUCGCACAAAUGAUAGGAUCAUUAUUUGAUCUCACUCCACGAAUUGAUGCUGCUAGUUCUGAUGAGAAUAACGAUUUGCCCGAUCCCUACAAAUUAAUUAUGGAAAAUAAAAGCCAAAAGAUUCAAAAUUUGAUAAAAAGAGCACAAGAUGCAACUCUUCCACAACAAUUAAUUGACGAUAUUGAUGGUUUAGAUACAGCUUGCGUGAGACUUUUAAUUUGUAAAACAACUCCUGUGAUUCGCGCUGCACAAAUUUCUUUACAAACAAAACAUUCAAAUCCAUUUCGUCAAAUUACUUCUUGGCUACCAAGUUUAGAAGAAUUUGAGGAUAAUUCCGAGGUCUGUGAGCAAAAUCACACUGAUUGUUUAUUAUUUACACAAUAAUUAUAAUUAUUUUUAAUAAUUAAACAAAAAUUAUUAAAAAUAAUAAUUAAAAAAGAGUAUUAAUUAUUAAUUAUCUUAAAUUUAUUUAUUCAUUAAUAAAAAUUAAUUAAUUAAUAAUUACACUAGAACCUCGGUUAGUGGUUUUUUUUUUUAAACUAUGUUCAUUAGACCAAGGUUCCAGUGUAAUUCCCCUAUUGAUCAAAUGUUUAAAAACUUAUUGUUUUAUUAAAAAAAAAAAUGUUUUUUAAAAUUAAUUUAAAUAAAUAAUAAACAACAAAUUUUAAAUUUUUUCUUCAUUCACUAUUUCUUUUAAAUACGAUGAGAUAUUUGAAAGUAUGAAUGCUAAUUUGAUAUACAUAUUUCAUAUUUAUUAGAGAUCAACAAAUGAAAAUGAUCUAUACAUUUGUAAACAUUCAUUUACUUUAAUAAAUACAUCUUGCCACAAAUAAUUUAUCUACAUAUACAACUACUCAUAAUAUAAUAUAUAAUAUAUUUUUUUUUAUAUAUAUAUAUAUACCUUUAUUCUUUAGGCAAGUUUCAAAUAUUUUCAUAUCUUUCUCGUGGAAGACAACUUACGAUCUACUACACAUCUUUGUUGAUUUUCAUUUGACAAUUGAGAUAAAAAUGACUAUUUUUUUAUAAUCAGGAUUAUGUAUAUUUAUAAAAGAGGGGGGGGGGAGAGAUGUGAAAGGUGCAAAAGUUUGAUGAGUGCAAAAGUCACUGUUUCACACAUUAUAUUAUAGAAUUAUUAUCUUCUGCAGUCAAAAACUUCUGUAAAAUUUUUCUUCCUUUUCAUAUAUGAUUUAAGUCAUUAUUAUAAUUAAUGACCAAUUAAUUAAUAAUUAUUAUAUGUAUAUUAAUUCACUCUUGAAAAACUUAUUGAUAGAUAUUAGUUAAUUAGUUUAAUGUAUAAGAAAUCAUUUUUAAAUUAAUUAAUUAUAAAUUCAGUAGGAAAUUCAUUAUUAUAUAUAUUUAAUGAAAUUGAUAUAUAAAUUUUUUAAGUCUCAUUUAUAUAGAAAAGGUUUUUUUUUAAGGCGUACAGAAAUUUUCGACUAGACAAUAAAAAAAAUGGUUCUUUUUUUUUCAUUCAAUUUGCAUUAAUCAGCUAAAAAAAUUAAACUAUGUUCUUGAUGUUAGAGGAAAUUAUAAAAAAUUAAUUUCUAUUACACAUUUACUCACUGAUAUUCUAUGUAAAAGAUAAGAUCUUACUAUUGAAUAUAUCAUACAUAUAGCUUAAGAAAUUCAUAUUAAAUUUAAUUCAUUUAAAAUAUGAUUAAUUCAAUUACAUAUAUAUAACAAAUGAGCUUUUUUAGGCAAUAGGAAAAAAUACUGUUGAGUGUAACAAUCAUUAUACUAGCAGGACGGUACUACGAAUUCCAUAUUUUGAAAUUUCAGAAACAAAAUUGUUUUUUUUUUAAUAAUAAAAAAAGAUUUUUUAAAAAGCAUUUUUAAUUAGAUCAUUUUCAUAAAAAAUGUUCUGAUAAAAAUUAUCAAAUGAAUUUGUAUUUUAAAAAAUUCAAUUUUGUGAAGAAUUGAACAUAUUUUUUAUUUCUGAAGAAUUAUUUAAAUAAAAUCAAUCCGAGAGUUCAUUUUGAAAUUCCUUAUAUACAAAGGUAAAUUGUCGAAAACUUCCACAAUAUAUUUUUUGUGCAUAUAUUUUCACACAGAAAUUCCCUGAGUAUCUCAAAGAUUAUCCUUCCCAUUUUAUUCCAUUAUUAUAUUUUAUUAAUAAUUUAUUCUCUUUUAUUCUUCAAAGCACUUUUAACAAUUCCAAUUGGUACGCUUUUAUUAUAAUUAUAUGGGAUUAAAAAAUAAUUUUGUUUUUUCUCUUAAAUAUUUUACAUUUUUAAAAUAAUAUUUUAUAUAUUAUGUUUUGAGUAAUAAUAAUAAUAAUAAUAUAUAUUUUUGUUUUUUAAUAAUCUUUCAUAUUUUUAUUAUUAUUUAUAUUUUAUUUAAAGUAUAAUAUUCAGGUAUAGGUAUAUAUAUUUUUACAUUAUAUAUUUUUUUCAUUUUUAAUCUUAAUAUUUAUAUUCCAAAAAUUGGGAUAACAUUUUUAAAAAAACGCACCAAUUAUCAUAGUAUAGCAAAGAAUCGAUUAAAAGACAUAAUUUUCAAUUAAUUUUUGAAAAUAAUAAAAAAAAAAUUAGUUUAACUACCGCAAUAAUUAGAAAGAGAAAUGAGAAAAUUUUGUCUAAAAUUUCAAAAUAUAGCUUCAAAUAGGUCAAUGACCAAAAUGUUAUUUAAACACUACUAGUAUUAUUGUAUAUAGAUUUAUACAUAUAUUAAUGCGAUCCGUUAAAAAUCGUCUAUUCAAGAUCGAGUACUUAAAGUACAAUUAAUAUAAGUCUAAUAUGAAUCAGGUAACUAUUGGUUCUUAUAAUUUGAUAAAUAUUUGGCAUAUAACAAGGGGAUGUCUUUAUAUCCAAAUUGCACAGUUUACUUUUACUGUAAUUCCUUAAGGGUGUGUGUCACUGAAAUUAAAUAAUUAUUAAUCACGUCACCAAUCGAUUCACAAAAUCAAUUACAUUAAAAUUAGUGAAAACUAAUUCUCAUUCUUGAAUAUCAUCAAAAAUUAUAAAUAAUAUUAAAAUACAAUUUAAUUUUUUUUAAUUAAAAAAUUUUUUUUUACCUCUUAUUAUUGCUAAAUAAGUAAAUAAUUAUUAUUUUUAAAUGUAAAUUAUUCGUACUAUACUUACUAUGUUUAAUAUUAGAAUAUAUUUUAUUAAAAAUAUUUUUUUAAAUAUUAAUUUUUAACAUUUUUUUUAAAAUAAUUAAAUUACAUUGUUAUAUAAUUUAUUUUACAUUUUUUUUUGUUAUUAUAUUUAAUAAGUGAUUUUUUUUUAAUUUUCUAAAAUUUCAAUUUUCUUCCUCUAUAUAUAGGUUAAAAAAUAAAAAUUUUUAGAACCUAAACUGGUGACGUCACAAUGUGUCACAUACCCUUAAAAAAUUUAACAAUAGUCUAAACUCUCUAGGUACUUUUGAAUUAUUGACAACGCUACAAAGCUUAAGGGAUAAACUCAUUAAUGUGUAAUAUACAUAAAACUUAAAUUUUUGAUAUACAAAUGGUAACAAAUGUAUCGUUAUUUUUUUAACUGCAGAAAUAUUUAUCACAUGUGGGGAGGGGGAGAGACAAGCAAAACAAAAAAAAAACUAUACUAAUUAAUAAUAUCAUACAAUAUCACCGUCGUUACUAUAAAUUAAAAUAUGAAAUAUAUAGAAAUAUUUGCAUAUUAUUCAUUGCGCAUCUUUUUUUUUCCUUUAAAAUGAAAAAAAUUGAAUUUUCAAAAAUAUACAAAAGGACUGAUUAACUUUAACGAACCACGACUCUAUUUUACAAUCAUAAUUACAAUAUAUUUACAAGAAAACAUGUACAAGGGUAUAAUUAUAAUAUUUAAUGAUUUGAGAUUCGCAUCACUUUUUUUCAUAAUUUACCGUGAUUGUCUCAUAAAUCCAGAAUUUUCUAUUUUAAGAAGUGAAAAAUAAAAAAAAAUGUAAUAAAAAUAUAAAAUUAAAAAAAAAAUGUUUAUAUUUAAUAUUCGUUUUGGUAAUUUACUUAUUUAUGAACAGUUACUUUCGCUGUGUAAAUUACAUUUUGAUAAAAUUUUUCAUCAUAUAAAUUAUAUAUAAAUAAUUUAUUUCUAAAAACUAAGUAAAUAUAAAAAGAAUUCUGGCUUUAUAAUACAAUCUUGACUAGAUUAACAUUUUGUAUACCUUCAUUUCUUUCGUUGUAAAAAUAAAUGCACUUCAUACAAAAUAAAAUAUCGUAAUAGAAGAUUCGCUCGAACCCAAUUCGAAAAAAGCGGCAUUAAGAAAAUAUAAGAUCGGUUUGCAAAUUGAGAAACUCAUUUUGCUACUUCUAUUUAUUCCUUUUUAAGGAGUUAGAUCAUUAAAAAUUUCUACAUCUCGGUAAAUGUAGUUUA